CUUAACCAACACAUAUUAUAAAACAAUCAUUAUAUACACACACAUAAAGAAGUUGUGGUGUUACGUUGUGGAAUUAGAUGAUGACAACGAGUAGUUGCAAAGUCAGUAACAACAAGAGAAAUCACCAAGGUGAAGGAGGAGACGAGCAACGACAUCGACGGACAUGGGCGGAUAUGUGUCCAGAAAUCCUCCAUUCCAUCUACGCCAAGCUGCUUCCUUCCCACCGCCACGGCACCCGCUUCGGCUCCGUCUGCAGGAACUGGCACCGACUCCACUCUCCGACGUCCAAAUACAUGUGGCUGGUAUAGACGCCAGGAAUUACCAACGGCAACAUGGACGGCCGAUCACAUGGGAGGAGUUCCGCUCAAGGAUAUGUGUCCAGAAUUAAGUUUUCGAACUCAUUAAAAUUCCAAAUCCUGCAAAUAUUUAAAAAGUUUGUUAUAACUAAGGCUGCCUAGUCUUCAAAUGUUCUGUGCCUUGGGCAUUGCCAUGUGACUGAGAGGAAGAAAGAACGACUUGGGCCCUAAUCUGCUUGGUGGACCGCUGCGGGCUAACAAAUUCCAUUGUGGGCCCGGAUUUGCCCAUGGACAGUGCGGGCUUGGAUUUGCCAUCCCAAAAUUGUCUUGAUUAGCAAUGGUUAUGGAGAUCAGUGUAGGAUUAAUUCCUUUAUGCCACAACUUUAUCAAACAUAAAGCUAAGCCACUUGCUUGCUCUAAUGGGCAUGUGCACAGUGUUAUAAAUCUUUGUGAAUCUAGUAAAGUAGCCAUUUUUCCCCCUUUAAUCGACACUACAAUAAUUCUAGUGGGGAAGGGUGAAUUAUCUACAAGAAUUGUUAAGUUGGUGAUUGAAAUGCAGUUUGAGUCCAGUACAGUCUCACAAAAAAUUCUAACGGUCAUGGGCGUGAGUGAGGUACGUGGUUCAUGGGUCGGCAAAAAAAUUAUCGACACUAAUUCGAGUGGGUAGCGAAUGAGUUUAGGUCACUAGAUUAAUAGUAAAUAUUCGUUUGUUCUUCAUACAAUUAGUGGGUAUUUUAUAUCACCCCACUAAUAGUUAAGAAUUGUCUUAUCAUAGUGGGGAUUAAGAAAUUCGCACAAGAAAAAUAAAAUCAAGCAAAAAGGUAAUCCUGCCACUGGAAUUCUCAAAAGUCAAGUUUGUUGUGAUGAGAUUGGUAUAUGGUAGGUGAAACUCUCCAACAAAGUGAUAACUAACCCCAAAAUAAAAUCUAAAAUCAGUGGGUAUUUUAUAUAUUUUUUUCUUCUUCUGAAUUCCAAUUUGGAGGGCUUCUUUUGCAUAGGUCAGUCAAGCCCCCCACAACUAUUAACUAUACUCUUAGUUUUCUUUCCCCCACUAAACUUGAUUAAAUAAACAUGUUUAGCAUAUUGAUGACAGGAUUAGCUGAUGAUUAGGCGGAUCAUUGGUCCUUCUAAGAUUGAAACCUGCUAAACUACAAAUUACUCGAAUUAUAUAUAUAAUUGCUUUGGGAAAUGAUAUAUGUAAUAAAAUUUAGUAAAUUGAGAGGAUCUAACAUAUUUGCCACUUCAUAGAUUCCAAAGAGGUUUUUAAGCUAAUAAACAAGUACGAGCUUGUGAGCAUCGAGCAUGGAUGCAUAUUGCAUACUGAUGCAAAUGGGAUGCCAUAAUGUUGGAUAUCAUCGAGCAUGGCUCUAGCAUAGUAGCAUCAUAUCUAGGUAGACCCAUAUAUUUUGUGGUGACUUAAGUUAGAAGAUAAAUGACUCGAUAAAUGUACAAUACACGAGUAAGUAUAUACCUAAUGACAUAGAAACAAGAUCUCUCAAAUGGAAAUGUCAAAAAUUAAGAUAAGAACAUAGAAAGCAAAAAAAGGAAAACAUGAGCAGUAUCUAAACGAUGAAUAUCACUGGAAAAUUUCACAAAAUAUCCAUAUACCACACUCAAAUACAUAAUCAUUUCUACUUGUUCAUCGUCUUUUCCUAAAAUAUUCACCUUGAAUAACCCUCGAAUCGGUUCACUUCUUUAUUCGAUAUUGUUCUUAGCUAACCUAGAGUAAAAUACUGAUAACAUC
Molecule: messenger RNA, 2040 nt
Organism: Linum trigynum
Lineage: Eukaryota; Viridiplantae; Streptophyta; Magnoliopsida; Malpighiales; Linaceae
Source: the annotation of a GenBank genome assembly